Molecule: messenger RNA, 3077 nt
Organism: Dreissena polymorpha
Lineage: Eukaryota; Metazoa; Mollusca; Bivalvia; Myida; Dreissenidae
Product: transcription intermediary factor 1-beta-like
Exons: 3
Coding region: 221-1267 (348 amino acids)
Molecular function (GO): zinc ion binding
Source: RefSeq, a predicted model, not a curated record
AUAAGGUGGUGAGCUAAAACAACCAAUAUCAUUCAGCUAUUGCACUUUUUAAGUUUAGCACAUGGGUUGAUUUACUACCUAAAUGCUGUGUGUUUCUUCAUGAAUACUCAUUCUUUUCACCGGCAACAGAUCAUAAUAGUAGUGAAUACAGUUUAACAUAAUAUAAUAUAAAAAAAUAUAGUAUUUCCAAAAAUGGACAGUUCACAAAAUUAAUUGGAAAAUGGAAACCUCUGUAGUUCAAGUUCAUAACCGUUCAGAUUUAGUCAGAGAUUAUGUUUGCGGCGCCUGCGAAAGUAAAAAUAUUCAAGAAAUUGCUGAUUAUUUUUGUGCAUCGUGCACAAAGUUUUUCUGCGGAAAAUGUGUUUAUUUCCAUGAUCAAUUAUAUGCAAACCAUCCCAAAUAUGGAAGAGAGGAAACAUAUAAAUGGCCUCUUACAAAGACAAUGGAGGAUUUACUACUAAAAUGUGAUGUCCACAAAGACAACAAACUGACAAUGUUUUGCCAGGACCAUGGUCAGCUGUGUUGCACUGAUUGUGCUUUUCUAAAACACAGGCAUUGUGCCAAUGUGACUGCAAUUUGUGAUUCAGUAAAAAAGAUGGCAGUGGAUAUGCAACAGUUGUCAAACAGUAUUCAAACUAGUCUUGAUGAACUCAAUACGUUUAAGAGUACACAUGAGGCCAGCAUUCAGUCUGUGGAGGAAUCAUAUAGUGAAAGACUGAAAGAAAUCCAAGACCUGCGAAAGAAAUUGAAUGCUGCUUUGGAUGCACUAGAAAAUACAACCAUGAAAGAACUGGAUGAAAUUAGGGUCACAUUGCAAACUGCUCUUAAAAAAGAUGUUGACAACUGCAACAGACUGAAGGAUGAACUUAAACAGCUCAGUGAAGCUGUUAAUGUCCUUUUUGACAAGAGCAAGACAGAAAUUGAGUUUAUAGCCAGCAGAAAAUGUCUGGACAAAAUAGAAGAGUGCAAGACAUAUCUGAAGGAGAACCCUGUGAAGUUGCAGAGGUCACUGAUAUUCCAGGCAAGCAUUGACAUUGAGCAGUACCUGACUCAACAGGCAAGUCUAAGGAGGAUUGUAGUCAGUAUGCAGUCUCUCACAGUCAAGAUGAAUCCAGACUGGAUCUUGACUGUGAAGAGAAAUGUGUAUUUGAUGAGCAUAUCAAGUGACCCACGUCAGACUUGCCGCAUCACUGGCAUUUGCUGUCUUCCUAGUGGCCAAUUCGUCGUUACGGAUGAAUGUAAUCGCAAAGUGAUGCUGUUGGAUUAGCAUUACAACGUGUCCAGUCACUGUGAUGUGUCUGGUUUACCAGGGGACGUUUGCCAAAUCACAUCCAGUGAGGUGGCUGUAGUUGUUCGAAAUUAUGUGCAGUUUAUCUCUGUGAGCAAUGGACAGCUGGUGAAUGGAAGGAAGUUCCAUUUAUCACCUGAUGGUCAUAGUAUCGCCCACCAUCAGGGAGCGUUGUAUGUCACCUCUGACACGGCUCUGUGCCACUAUACUCUGACUGGAUCACUUGUAAAAAAUACUGUACAAGGAUAUGAAUUACUCUUGUUCAGUGUGGAAAUGUGCAGUGAGUCCUGCUGGAGACAGGAUCUAUGUCACCAACUUAUUUCAGAACAAGCUCAUCACUCUGGCUUCAGAUGGCGCCCUGAUAUCCACCUUCAUGGACCCUGAACUACAAAACCCAUGGGGUGUCCAUGUAACAUCAUCAGGACAAGUCCUUGUCUGUGGACGCGACUCUAAUACAGUCAUACAGGUGGAUCAUCAGGGAAGAAAGAAACUGGCAACUCUGGUAUCACAGGAAGAUGCUGUGAAAUUUCCAGUGUCUGUAUGCUACAAUACCAACCUUCGCCAGAUCAUUAUUGGACUUAAUGAUAACAAUGAAAUGAUGUGUGUGGAUAUAAAAUAGCUUUUCAUGUUGAAAAAGACCAGCAAUGAUAUAAAGACAGUUAUAAAUGUUAUUUCCAAUUGUUUUCUGUUACAUAUUUUAUUAUAAAUGUUAAUGUCUCUGAAGGACAAGCAAACUCAUACAGUUUAUCUUUUGUUAACAAUUAGCUAAUCUUUAUUUUGAAAAGGAGUGUUGAUAAUUUUCUCUAGAUUGUACCAUUUAAGAUAAGCCUGAUAUGAUGACAAUCUAUAAUGUUGAUGCUGAUUAGAUCUUCAGUCCUGCUCCAUAUUAGGCCAACAUCAAAAAUAUCUUUGUUUGCCAUGACCUUUCUUAUCAAACAAGUUGACCCUACUCAAAGUAUUAAAUGGGGUAAAAAAAAAAAAAAUCUUGAUUACCCAGUAAUCUAUCAUUUGUCAUUGACCUUUAAUUAAUGAUAUCGACUGCAAACCAACUUAUAAUUGGUCAAAUAGACAUUUACUGCCUUGUGUCAUAGAGUACCCUUUCAAAAUGUUCAAGACUGCACAUGCAGUUCUGGUUGCAAACAAUUAUUUUACUACCUACCUACCCGUUGCCAGCAAUCUUGGCUUGGCAAUAGCAAGUAAACAAUCAAUUGUUAGGCUUGGCCUUAGGUAUUGUUUGUUACAAAACAAAUGAGUCGUGCUCUGUGAAAAGGGGGUGCUAUGCAUGUGCUUAAAGUGUCGUCCCAGAUUAGCCUGUGUAGUCUGCACAGGCUGAUCGGGGACAGCAGUUUCCGCUUUUAUGGUAUUUUCUGGAUAGGGCUUAACAAAAAUCCAGUUUAGGCGGAAAGUGUUGUCCCUGAUUAGCCUGUGCACAAGCUAAUCUGGGACGACACUUUAUGCACAUGCAUUAAACCCCAUUUUCACACAGUAUGGCUCAAAUGUUAUAAUUUAUAUAUGGCAAUACAUGUACCAGUAUUGUAUUCCAAUUAUUAUUUGUAUGUAUUAAUAUUUUAUCAUUUGUAUAUUUUUAGAUUUUUUUUUCUUAAUCCAUUAUAUUUAAGAGAAAAAUAUGUUUCUGUUAUUUAUUAUUCUUUUAUGAAAUUUCUGGUAUUCUGAAUUUGUGCCACAUUUUGUGUAUGUGUGCCUAUGGUAACGUAUUGCAGUCAUUAUACUACAAAACCUAUGUUUUCGUAAAAACUACACUCCGCAAUUCAAUAAAAUGUUACAAUUA